AACAGAGUGAUGGCGGCCACCGCGGCGGUCCGGUCGAGCAUGGGGCUGACUUUGAGACUUUCUCGUGUUAUUCCGGACUGUAGCACCUGUCCUAUCUACAGGUUAAAGAGCUGCGUGGGUACCGUGGGUAAACUACAAAGCAGGGGUCCCCUUGACAACUUUAAGACGAUAAAUCGACACUUGCAGACGAGUAUAGGUCUUCAUCACGGCGAGGAAGGGAGCCCCAAUGCAGAAGACCAAGAGGAUGUGGUGAAUGUGGUGUAUAUAGAUCGGUCUGGCAAAAGGAUUCCAGUAAAAGCUAAAGUGGGAGAUAAUGUCCUGAACCUGGCUCACAGGCAUGGGAUUGAACUAGAAGGAGCCUGUGAGGCAUCACUGGCCUGCUCAACAUGUCAGGUGUAUGUGAGUGCAGCCCAUUUUGACAAACUGCCAGAACCUGAUGAGAGGGAGGAUGACAUGCUGGACAUGGCACCCAUGCUACAGGAGAACUCCAGGCUGGGGUGUCAGAUCUGUCUCACUCCGGAGCUGGAGGGCAUGGAGCUCACCUUGCCCAAAGUUACCAGGAACUUUUAUGUGGAUGGGCAUGUUCCCAAACCUCACUGAGAAGAGGUGCAGAUGAUGAGAGUUUGGGGGAAAAAGAGAGAGUAGCACUGCAAGUGAGACACCAUGCGUGCUGGUUGAGUUAAGGGGCGACAAUGAAGAGAUGCACGGCUAGGAUAGCAAAGUCCGUUGCAGCUUCCAAGACGCCUUGACAACUGACAAAUUCCACAGUUAACCAUAACAGGACCAGCCUGCAGAUGAGAUCAGGCAUAGCCAGACACAAUACGAGUCUCACUGAAGGUGAAAUUAAUGGUAACUUCCAAAGAAACACAUGGUGGUAUAACAGAGGAUGUAUUUAUUCAUGUGAAGAGUUCUCAGGCCAGCACUGACACUGUUCAACCUCACAGCUGCUCUUGUUACAAUACCAGACCACUUUACAGGCAUAAUCUUGUUUCAGACAUUGCAAGUUUUAACAGAGUUAUUAUUUGUGCCGUUCAAUGGAACAUUCCUUGUUAAAGCUCACAUACGCACAAGUAUCACAAGAUUAUGUUCGUAGUAUAUUUCUGCCAGUUCAUUAUUGUCAUCUUGAUUCACUUGCCAGCCACUGCAUGCACAAUCUUUAUUUUCAUUUUAACUACCAAGUUAAUUUGUAAGUGUUGUGAUUUAUCGAUGAGUACCAGAUGACCAUACUUUUUCAAAAGUCUUAAACCUCACAAAUUAUGACGGAGGACUAGGGCCAUAUUAAGGAAAAAAAAUAAGACUGCAAGAAUAAAGUCGUAGUAUUCUGAGAUGAAAGUCGUAAUACUUGGAGAAUAAAGUCCUAAUGUUACAAGAAUUAGGAUUAAUUGUAUGUGAAAUAAGUUUUAUUACAGGUAAGAUUUAAUCUAGAUAUAGGCUGAAAUAUUAUAUAGAAGAAUAUCAAAAGAUCAGCCAGCUGGCUGCACUGAACAGAUGGAUGUGGAUCAUCUUGUGAAGUUGAUGCAGAAGCAAACACAAGCUGCCUUUUAGCUUGUCUGUCUUCAUAUCAGGCUCAGAAUCCUGACACUUAUGACACUGGGUUUGUGAUGUGCUAAAAAAAAAAGUAAAAAGUAUUAUUUGCAGGCUGCUCUUCUGAUAUAUCUCUUCAAAAUAGCAUACAGUUUAAUUAUAGCCUAAGUUUGACUUAAUUCUCAAAAUAUUUAUGAACUAAUUCUUGUAAUAUGGUGCCUUAUUCUGGUAACAAUACGACUUAAAUCUCAAAAUAUACACUUUUUCUAUAAGGUGGCCUUAAUACUCUGAAUUAUAAACUUCAGCCUGACACAGAAGCAGCCAUAUUUUAUCGAAAUGUGUAUUUGAAAAACCGAACAUGCCUGAGGCUAAAGAGUAGGGCUUCACAAAUGAUAAUUUAAGCUGUUCAACAUUCACUUUAAACAUUUCAAAACAUGCAUUGUUAAAUUGUGUGUUAAGUGUCAGAAAGAGAGUGCAUUUUAAAGAACUCCCUGUCUGAUGCCAGUGAUGAAGGCUUAAUUGGUUGAUCUGGUUCAGGUGAGCUUUGAUCCAGAUCAGGUGAAGAUGAGUUCGUUAUGAAGCUGGUGGGCUUAACGUUGCCAUGUGAUGAGUUUACCACCAUCUACUCUGUUCUUAAGUCUACUGUACUUGUCCAACUUACACAGGAAUAUUAGUGUAUCAUGUAUCAGAAAUGAUAAAUAUUUAAAGUUGUGCAAUAAAAUCAAUUUUAAGA
Molecule: messenger RNA, 2257 nt
Organism: Notolabrus celidotus (New Zealand spotty)
Lineage: Eukaryota; Metazoa; Chordata; Actinopteri; Labriformes; Labridae
Gene: fdx2
Product: ferredoxin 2
Exons: 5
Coding region: 10-600 (196 amino acids)
Biological process (GO): P450-containing electron transport chain; positive regulation of oxidoreductase activity
Cellular component (GO): mitochondrion
Molecular function (GO): 2 iron, 2 sulfur cluster binding
Source: RefSeq, a predicted model, not a curated record